AUGGUGGAGCACCGGGGAAUCGUCCGGCUGGUGAAGGGGAGCAAUAUUGUGCGUAUGCUUCCACAGUCACCUUCCGUGGCUCAUCUCUCAAACAUCUCAUUUGAUGUCUCAGCGUGGGAGGUGUAUGCGGCGCUGCUGAACGGCGGCACUGUGGUCUGUAUCGACUACGCCACGAUUUUGGACAGUCAACGGGUCGCUUCUAUCCUCGGUCUGGAGAAGGUCCGCGUGGCCAUGCUUUCACCCGCACUGCUGAAGCAAUACCUGGGUGAUAUACCUGAUACAAUCAGCUCACUUGAUGUGCUUUACGUUGCCGGGGAUCGGUUUGAUAGCCGCGACGCAAUCGAAGCGCGAAGGCUCGUCCCAGGUGGCGUUUACAAUGCCUACGGCCCAACGGAAAACGCCGUUAUUAGCACCAUUCACAACAUCACUGAAUGUGAGGAAUUCACGAAUGGAGUGCCGAUCGGACAUGCUGUCAGCAACUCUGGAGCUUACAUCAUGGACCCACGGCAACAACUCGUCCCGCCCGGGGUGAUGGGAGAGUUGGUUGUCACAGGAGACGGUCUCGCUCGAGGAUACACUGACCCGGCAUUGGACAAGGAUCGCUUUAUAGAUGUCAUCAUCGACGGCCAGGAAGUGAGGGCGUAUCGCACAGGGGAUCGCGCACGCUGCCGGCCGAAGGAUUGUCAAAUAGAGUUCUUCGGGCGCAUGGACCGGCAGAUCAAAAUCCGCGGCCACCGGAUUGAGUUGGCGGAGGUGGAGCAUGCAAUCCUCGGCCAGGAGUCGGUCCGCGACGUGGCCGUGGUGGCGAUGAAGCAAGAUGAUGAGGAGUUUGAGAUGGUCGCUUUUGUGGCGGCUCGGAUACAAGAUCAACUCAUUGAGGACAGCAUGCGAAACCUCCUCCAGACCUUGCUCCCCUCGUACAUGGUGCCGGCCCGGAUUGUGGUGCUGGAGCAACUACCAGUCAAUCCCAAUGGGAAGGUUGACCGCAAGGCACUUGGGAAGAUGACACAGGUCACGCCGAGAAGCAAGCCCAAAUUGGUCUAUGUGGCCCCACGAAACGACCUAGAAGUGGCGUUGUGCCAGGAAUUUGCGAACGUGUUGGGCGUGAAUGUCGGGGUCACUGACAACUUCUUCCAUCUUGGUGGGCACUCCUUGAUGGUGACGAAGCUCGCGACGCGUAUCAGCCGCCGUCUGGAUGUCCCCUUAUCUGUCAAAAAUAUCAUCGACUUCCCCACUGUAGCAGAAUGUGUCUGCCACAUUACCUCUUCCGACGACCAGCGUAAGUUCCUUUCAGGUCCUAACCCUGAAAUAUCUCCAGCAACCACCUUGGAAGACGUGAUCAACGACAUUGAUACUCUCGUCUCUCAACUACCUUCGCCCGACAUCACGCAGUCUCACAACCGAGAUCAACCUCCUCGGGCAAUAUUCUUGACUGGCGGCACAGGUUAUCUUGGUACGACGCUGCUUCAUCAAUUACUGCAGGAUGAUCACGUUCGGAUGGUUACUGUCCUCGUACGAGCGCCUUCUGUUGACCAUGCUCGGCUCCGUAUCAUCAGCUCAGCAACGGUUGCAGGAUGGUGGCAACACGAAUAUGAGGAUCGUGUCAGAUACUGGCUUGGUGACCUGCAACUGCCUCAUCUUGGCUUGUCUGAUUUACAAUGGCUCGAGCUAUCUGGAGCUGGUGGACCGAACACAUCCAUUGAUGCCAUUAUACACAGCGGUGCAACGGUCAACUUCUACCACAGUUACGAUAUGCUCCGAGCCGUCAACAUGAUCUCCACCUAUCAGCUUCUCGCUCUUGCCAGCAGUAGUCCGUCCUUAAAACAAUUCGUUUAUAUCUCCACAGCUCCAUGGGUUGAUGUGGACCAUUCAGACUUCGAUACAUCAGUGCUUCCACUUACGCUGAAAGUGUCAAAUGGAUAUGUUUGGACCAAGCUUGCUGCAGAACGAAUGUUGUUCCAGGCGGCUAUGUCGGAACAACGCGCUAGCUAUCACACUCUUAUCCUCAAGGCUGGCUUUAUCAUUGGCAAUGCUGAAUCCGGCAUAGCCAACGUGGACGACUUCCUCUGGCGUGUUGUUGCCGGCUGUGUAUCUAUCGGAUGUUUCCCUGAGGAGCCGGAUUCUAAUUUGAUUUAUAUAUCCUCCCUCGACGGUCUCGCCACCGCUGUGACUCAGACCAUAUACAGCAGCGAUCACACUGGUCUGUCAAAGUUGAGAUCACCCACAUUAUCGACAAGGCAAUUCUGGCAAGCAGUCAAUGCUGCCCUUCCCAACCCGUUGGUCGCCAGACCUGUAAAGGAAUGGCAAGCCGAGAUCUAUGCAAGGAUUGAAGAACUAGGGUCGCAGCAUCAAAUUUCCCCUGUGCUUCAUAUGGUUGCCCGCAGCGAUCAAAUACUCGGUCAGGUCCCCCACUUGAGUGACUGCCAGUCAUUGGAUUAUGAGUCUGGUCGUCAAGAAGAUUUGCUAGCGGCUGUUACCAGGAGCGUGCUGUAUCUGUUUGAUAUUGGAUAUUUUUCCAAACGGUGGACCACUCAAUUGAGUGACCAUGUUUUCACCGAUAUACAACUAGUUCAAGACGUGGUUCAGUUAUAUAUACGGGAGCCAAGAAGCGUUAUUCUUGCCAUUGUCUCCGCUAAGAACGAUUUUGCAAACCAGAUCGUCCUCCGUUUAGCGCGGGAAGCUGAUCCCUCCGGUAACCGGACAUUAGGCGUCAUCUCUAAACCUAAUACGCUAGUCCCAGGGUCUAAAAGCGAGGCUUCAUUUGUCAAGGAAGCUGUGGAUAGUACUUACAACGAACCCUUGUUCGGAGAUACAAAGACGAAUGAUGGGUGCCAGAAGCGCGUCCGAGCCGUCAUCCAGAAUCUGAAUCAGAAAUUCACGGAUAAUAUCUCUCAUUUUGGCCAUUUCCGUUGUGUCCUAGAAAGUGAAGAUCCCAGUUCAGUUUCCAAACGUCAGGUGGUUUUCAAGAGAGAAGAAUACAUUCAGCAUAUUGGAGACCUUCUCGAGAAGACCAGAGGUCGAGAGUUACCUGGUACCUUCAGUCCUUUGAUUGUUAAGGAUCUAUUCCAAGAACAAUGCGGCCCCUGGAAAGAUAUCACACACAGCCAUAUUACUGCCGCCUGGACAGCCGCAAGAGAGUUUCUUCAAUCCGCAGUUUUACAUGUGGCAGAUGAGGCUACCGCAAAGGCCUUAUUGAAAAUGGUAAUUUUGCCGGCUCUCGAGAAUCUACGAUAUGAAUUGGAGAAGGGAACCGAAGACCUUCUUAUGCCGCAUCAACGAGGUCAUCCCAUCACCUACAAUGAUUACUUCACCGAAACACUCCAAAAAACACGUGCUGAUCGGCAAAAAGAAUCCUUUCGGAAAGCCCUACAAUCGUACUUUAAAGUUGACACGCUUUCAACCUCUGAGCCUAUGCCAGCUACCAUCGAUCUCCAAGAGCUUUUAAACUCUCUUGUCCAGACCACUAUACCGGACAUGACACGUUUUGCGUCUGAGGAAGCACUUGACUGUAUGCUUGCCUACUACAAGGUCGCACUCAAGCGUUUCGUUGAUGACAUUGCCACUGAAGUAAUCGAAGUAAAGCUUCUGGAUUCAAUUACUGCAAUCUUUACACCCAUAACCGCAUUCGAGAUGUCCAAAGAUUUGAUCAGACAAAUUGCAGGUGAAUCUGGGGAGAGCCAAAGCAGACGGGAACAAUUAAACAAAAAGUUGUGGAUCCUCAGGAAAGGUGCGGAUACUUGCAAGAGAUUCGUUGGCAUCAGAGGCCUUGAGUCGAGCAAUGAAUUGCAAGCUAGCUCACAAAACAAUCGGGCUAUAGUUGAUGCUAUUGAUUCCGAACCAGUCGAUGGACAGUCCAUAUCAUCCAGCCAAGAUCUACCAGAGCAACCUGCCCAAGAUGAAUAUUAUUUGGAGGAUCCAAUAGAGCCGGAGCAGCUCUUAGAAGCCCCUACUUCACUGAAGGGUGGCAAUAGCAACAAAAAGAACAAAAAGGGAAGCCCUGGCUACAGAUAUAUCGAACUCCCUGUUUACUCGUAUACCCAAAAAUGA
Messenger RNA from Penicillium griseofulvum, 4047 nucleotides. RefSeq names its product Male sterility, NAD-binding. Gene Ontology annotation, molecular function: phosphopantetheine binding. The transcript has 5 exons. Bases 1 to 4047 code for a protein of 1348 amino acids. The record is from RefSeq and is a predicted model, not a curated record. NCBI's taxonomy places the organism in Eukaryota, Fungi, Ascomycota, Eurotiomycetes, Eurotiales, Aspergillaceae.